Molecule: messenger RNA, 1048 nt
Organism: Venturia canescens
Lineage: Eukaryota; Metazoa; Arthropoda; Insecta; Hymenoptera; Ichneumonidae
Exons: 6
Coding region: 96-839 (247 amino acids)
Source: RefSeq, a predicted model, not a curated record
AUAUCGUGGGUCGUGGGUUGUGGAGUUUGAAGGAUGGGACGUGAGAUUUCGUGCUGAUGUUCGUCUUGGAGUUGAAUGACUCGUAGUCGUAUAAAAUGAAGGGAGAACGAGUGCACAUGUUCGUUCGCGUCGGUCGGUCAGUCCGAUAUCACGAAGCAUUAUUGGUAUUAUCAUUCGUCAGUUUUAACGAAGUGGGAAAAGCAUGCAGAGCACAAAAAACCACAAGCGGAAUUCCCAAUCCUUAUGAAUCGAUUACAGAGCACCGAGUAGACAUUGCAGAAACAUUUCACCAUUCAAGAAUCGUCGAUCGUGAAUGUUCUUCAGCCUUCUCCGACGGAUUAUCGUGUGUUUCAGUAGCUGCUUGGUAUUCAUCAAUCUGCACAUCAAAAAUGGAGAGACGAAAUGUUGUUGCGAUCUUGCUUCUUGUUUUCGGGAUCAUCGGGGUUUACUGCUACCCUUCAAAUUCCAUUGUGGUGCCAGCGGAAUCAGAUCUUGAAUUGUCCCCAGAAGUAGCCGACGAUUAUUCAUUUGCGAACGAUGAAAAACCUGACAGUGCAUUUCCACGAGUGGACCAUCCUUACGAAGUAGAUGGAAGGUCCAAAAGAAGUCCUGGAGGAUUGGACAACAUUGAGAUGCCGACAAAUGUACUGCGUGCGCGAACACUAACACAGAUAGAUCGACAAGAACUCCUGAGACAGCUCCGUAGUUUUACCGAGAUUUUAUUGCAGCAGAACCCGAAUUUGAGUUAUGAUGAGGCGUACAGUCGUGCAAGGCACGAACAUCCUGACAUAGAGCAACAAUUAUAUGAGGCAUAUGAUAUUGAUGAACCUGAAAUAUGAAGUUUUUCAUGAUAUUUUAUCCGUUUAUGCGACUUGUUCAGUAAAUAUUAAACAGAACAGUUGCGUCGAAAAAUUAUUGACCAGUGGACGAGAGUGCUAUCAAUGUCUUGUUCUGAGACUCUACCGAGGCUCUUGAUCUACUGAACGAUCCAUGUAUUCGUAUUAAGCUAAGCAAUUGGAGAAACAUUUAUGAAUAAAAAAAUGGAAAU